This is a messenger RNA of Spinacia oleracea (spinach), 1639 nucleotides long. Its product is annotated as 7-deoxyloganetin glucosyltransferase. Lineage: Eukaryota; Viridiplantae; Streptophyta; Magnoliopsida; Caryophyllales; Amaranthaceae. The coding region runs from base 111 to 1550 and encodes 479 amino acids. The transcript is spliced from 2 exons. The record is from RefSeq and is a predicted model, not a curated record. Gene Ontology annotation, molecular function: quercetin 7-O-glucosyltransferase activity; quercetin 3-O-glucosyltransferase activity.
AAAGAGACGGAGGGAGUACUUCCUUCGUUAUAUAGCUAGAAAUAAAUGCAAGAUUUCUUAGUUCUUAUCAAUUAUAUAAACAUAUCCAAGAGAAAGAGAGGAAUUUAAAAAUGAAAAAUCAUGCAGUAUGCAUACCAUUUCCAGCACAAGGUCAUAUAAGGCCCAUGCUGAAAUUAGCUCAACUCCUCCAUUCUAAUUUUGGUUUCCACAUUACCUUCAUCAACACUCAACAUAAUCACCAAACCCUUUUUCAUGAAUAUUUAGAAACCAUGACUCCUAAUACCUUCAGAUUCGAGUCCAUACCCGAUUGUAUCGACGACUUGAACAAUAUCUUAUCUAUUAUUACCUCUAUUUUGGACAAUCAUUUGGGGCCUCCCCUUAAAAAGCUCCUUCUAAAGCUUGGUGGUAAGAACGACAAUUUGCGGCCACCGGUGACGUGCAUGGUUUCCGAUGUUGCCAUGUCGAAUUUCACCCUCGAUGUGGCUGAUGAGUUAGGGAUUCCGGCAGUGGUGUUGCAGACAAGUAGUGCUUGUGGAAUGAUGGGUUACUUGCAACAUCGUCAACUUCUUGACAAAGGCAUUAUACCCCUUAAAGAUUCAAAUUACCUCACAAAUGGUGAUCUUGAUAAAAUUAUUGAUUGGAUACCAAGUUUGAAGGGGAUAAGGUUAAAGGAUAUGCCAACUUCUAUUAGGACUAUGGACCUAAAUGAUAAGAUGAUGAAUUUUGUGAUGUCAUCUGAAUAUAGAGCUCUGAAUUCACAAGCAAUCAUUAUCAACACAUUUGCUGCUUUGGAGCAAGAUGUUCUUAAGGAUCUCUCAUCCUUUUCACCAAAUAUCUACCCAAUUGGGCCACUUAAUUUAUUAGUGGACCAAACUAUUCCGAAUGAUGAGGCCAAUUGGCCCAUUGGGCCUAGUCAUUUGUGUAAUGAAGAAGAUAUUGAGUAUAUCCAUUGGCUUGACUCCCAAGAGCCCAACUCAGUUUUGUAUGUAAAUUUUGGGACAAUUGUAGUUUUGACCCAAGAAAAACUUGUUGAGUUUGCAUGUGGGCUUGCAAAUAGUAAUCAUAAGUUCUUUUGGGUGGUAAGAACCGGUCUAGAUAAUACUUUUUCCAUUGGAUUUGAGGAAGAGAUCAAGGAAAGGGGUUUAUUGGCAAGUUGGUGUGACCAAGAAAGGGUGUUGGGUCAUCCCUCUAUUGGAGGGUUCGUUACUCAUUGUGGGUGGAAUUCGAUGAUUGAGAGUGUAAGUAAUGGUAUUCCGAUGAUCUGUUGCCCGUUUUUCGCCGAGCAAGGUACUAAUAGUUGGUACUGUUGUAAUUAUCUUGGCGCUGGUGUAAGUUUGAGUACAUUCGUGGAAAGAGACGAAGUUGAGAAGGCGGUGAAAGAGUUAAUGGAGGAAGGAAAGGGCAAGGAGUUGAAAAAGAAAGCCAUCGAGUGGGGACAAUCGGCACAAGAAUCAACUAUGAGUCCAAAUGGAUCUUCGUAUGUUAAUUUAAAAAGCAUAGUCAAUAAUGUACUUGUUUCAAAUCAUACUAAUCAAAUAAGAGAUGUUUAGCAUUGUGAAAAUAGUAAAAAUAUUAAUUGAGUAUGAAUAUUCUUUUUACACUAUUAAUUGAGUUAUAUCCUAACACUUAUAAAGUUUCA